GGGAAGUUCAGUUUGUUGACAUCGUGCGACGAAAGCUUGGCUUCGUGUCUAAUGACACAUAUAAUGAAUGGAUAUAACUGACUUCUGCUCUGUGAAGAGUUCAGUUUAUUGGUUUAACGUCUUGUUUACAUGAUCUUGCUUUGGUCCAAGUACAUUCACCAAGACAAGUAGCAAAAUGUCUCAGCUGCAGCCACUGACCCAGCUCCAACAAACGGCAGAGCCCGGGCUGAACGUCCAGGAGAUGCAGCUCUGGCUGGACAAAGCGGUGGCUUGGGGCCAGGCUGACAGCCCAGACACUCAGAAAGACACCUGCCUGCACUUGAGCAGACUGAGGGAUUUCCUCCAGCAACUCCUCACACAUAUCAACAACAUGAGCUCCACAACAGAGACCAUGAAGAGGCUGCCCCUCCUCGGCCAGUUUCUUGGCCGACUCUGCUGGAACCCUUAUGUCACUGCUGAUGCUACAGGUAGAAGGCUGUUGUUCCAGUGUCUGUGGGGACUGUACUCGGAGAAUCCAGGCAAUGCUGUGGAAAGAAAAGCUAACCAGUGGAUACGGAAGGUGCUGUGUCAGCUCGCUACAGAGGAAGACGAUGCUCCAGCGCAGGCAUUGAUGACACAAAUGGGUGUUCCACCUAAAGAGUACCAUCUCAAAGUUCUGAUGAAGAUGGUGGCACUGCUGCAGGAAAAUAUUGGGAAGAGCUGCAGUUCUAUGGGCCACAUGAAUCAGAGGUGUUCAUGUGACAACAUUCUGGCCACAUCAGAGGCUUGUGUCCCCCUGGUCACUUGUCCUGAGGUUGCUCCUCUCAUUGGUGCGCUGCUGCAGCAGCCAGUGACAUGUGUCAGAGCAGAACUUAGUGAAGACUUCCUGGAUGCUCUAAGCUCCGCCUACUCCAGCCAAUGCUUGUCACUGGAUGAGCAGACUGUAGUCUCCCUGUGGUAUCACAACCUGUCCAGCCUGGAGGAAGCAGUGCUCAGUCUGCUGGAGUGUGCUCUCACCAACUCAGGGUCAAAUCCACAGAAGCAACUGGAACAGUCAUUGCUGCCUAAAGCCUGCGCUCAGCACUGCUCCAUAUUCUUGGUUGUAAACGACAUCUUCAGGUCCAUCCUUAAGCAAGCCGAAGGGAAAGAGUCUGUAAAGUAUUUGAUCCAAACCUUUACCAGCUGUUUCCUGAGGGAACUGGCACUGCGGCAGCAUCAGACGAGUUUACCUUUGAAGGCCAUGUUCCCACAGUCCCCUCAGAAUCUGCUGCUUCCUCUCUUGACCCGGCCAUCAGAGAUGCCUCAGGAGGCUUGGAGACAUCACUUGAACUGGCUCAGCGGCUCAUUACAAAGACUGACAGAGGAGGAAGAGGAGGGAGACAGAGACAACAGCAGUAGCACCACCAGAUCAGGGAGGUACCACAAAGUGUUCGAGGCCUGGUUCCUGCUGGUUCAGUGUGCCCACUGGGUGCAAGUGGCUGUCCAGCUGCUGGUGACAUCAGAGCCUGAGGACUGUGGCCCCCUUCUGUGGCUGCUGAUCUUCUACCACCACCCCACUAACAGGGGACACAACAGAGCACUACAGCUGGUACAUGGCAAAGAAGCAUGGGACCACCUACACUCCCUGUUCUUGGUCUUAGCUCGUCCUCUUCCUAUUGACCGCCUGCAGUCAUUGGUCACUCUGCUGUCACCACAAUCUCAGCAACCGUCACUGUCUCCAUUAUUGAUCCUCAACCUGUUAGUCAACUUUGCUGUUUUUUCCCAACAAUCCCUGAGUGCAUCAACAGAAAUUUUACAGACGGUGGUGCAUCGGUCUGGUCUAGUUGAUGAAGCAGCUUGUGUUCUCAACUCACUGGAGCUCAGACUUAACGAAGAUAACUGCUUAUCAAGCGACACUAAAAGAGUUCAUCUCAGGAUCCAGGCACUUCAAAACACACUUACACAUAAGCAUGCAGCAUCAAGCCCUGUCGAGAACUAAGCACACACACACUCACACUCAGCUCAAGGUUUUUCCCAAGGCACCUUUGCAGAAUGUUAAAUAGCCACGGUCUUGUGGAGACAUGCUGCAAUGCAAUGACAGAAGUGUGUCAAAACAGCACAGCGACGACAGAUUAUGUGGAGAGGCUACAAUUAUACGCAAACACAUACACAUGACACAUCUACGAGGCCCACAAGGACACUUGAACAGUGACAGAUCAUACUGCAAAGAAGCAGCGGCUCGUACAAUGUGUCACAGUCCUCCCACUCAUAUAAUUGUCGCACAAUAUACAUCCUUCACGUUACACAUGCUGACUGAAAGACAUUUAUGUUUGGAAGACAGGAAAACCAAACGCCAGUUGUCCUUUUACCACUUUUAUCACUAUUUGUGUUGAAAUGUUAAAUUGUAUAAUGUUUAUAAGAAAAAACAUAUUCUGACAGUACUGAGUAUAUGACAAAAUGUAAAUAAUGAUAUGUCUGUGUACAUUUUCUAUUUCUUCAUUAUUUAUAAUGAUGGAUAUUGACCCUCCUUCUUUGGUUGAAUUUUCUCAUAUUUCUCUAUAUAAUCUGACAUCUUGCAAACAGUGGAGUCGCCCUCUGCUGGCCAUUAGAAAGUUUGCAAGUCUACGGAAAUUCCGCAUUGGUUUUACUUUUCAGAACUUGAGGUGGUCGCCUGUCAACCACCCUAAAAUUUUUCACCCAGGUUAACACUGUUGGCUCUCCUAAUACUCUUUCCGUAAUUUGAUCUGUUAUCGUUGUUACCAUCGUUAGCUGGGAGACGUGUUAUGAGUCAUGAGGAGGCAAAAUAUGUAUGUUUUUUUUUCAUUUUUGGAACA
Anoplopoma fimbria (sablefish) is the source of this 2792-nucleotide messenger RNA. RefSeq names its product FA complementation group C (gene fancc). The record is from RefSeq and is a predicted model, not a curated record. The transcript has 15 exons. NCBI's taxonomy places the organism in Eukaryota, Metazoa, Chordata, Actinopteri, Perciformes, Anoplopomatidae. Bases 176 to 1957 code for a protein of 593 amino acids. Gene Ontology annotation, cellular component: Fanconi anaemia nuclear complex. Gene Ontology annotation, biological process: interstrand cross-link repair; nucleotide-excision repair; cellular response to oxidative stress.